AUGUCGAAUGAAGACACCCAGCCGAGCCCCAACGAUAAUCAUAACGAUGAUUCGAAAAGUCUCAUCUGCGCACCGAGCCCAUCAGCGCUGACUCAAUCCACCACAGAUACCUCCGGCCACGAUAUAACGCGAUCUUACUUCUUAAGCCCGGGUUCCAUCAGGAAUUAUGAUGCCCUGACUGAGCAGCUACUCGAGGACCACCAGAGGCCGGUGAAAACGAAAGUCCAUGUCGACGUAAAUCUGAGUGUGGACCUUGAUCUAUCCCCUGAGGUGUAUGGGGACCUCCAUCUAUCGAUGCUAUGCGUUACAAUAAAGCGGAAGCCUUGGGAAGAGGAUGUAAUUGCAAGCGAUGGAAGGAGAAUUGCAGGGACAGUAUUAAGGAUCUCGGAUGGAGGAGGCAGAUUAGUCCAUCGUCAAGUUGUGGGGUUUGAAAGUUUCAGCGAGUGGUGGUGGGUUGUUAGAACGCAACUCCGUGAGUUGAUUAAGAGAAAAGCAGUGGGCUGGACUGAAAAUGCAAAGGGCUAUUUGGUACAUGCCAAUUCAAGGAGGCUAAUGAUGGUUUUCGCUUUUCCAGCAACAGUGCUUGCAGUGAUAUGCUGGAGGCUUUUUACGAAGUCGCCUUGA
Messenger RNA from Orbilia oligospora ATCC 24927, 624 nucleotides. RefSeq lists its product as uncharacterized. NCBI's taxonomy places the organism in Eukaryota, Fungi, Ascomycota, Orbiliomycetes, Orbiliales, Orbiliaceae. The transcript has a single exon. The coding region runs from base 1 to 624 and encodes 207 amino acids. The record is from RefSeq and is a predicted model, not a curated record.